ACAGCCACCAUAAGCUCUACCAACAAGCCAGCUUGAAGAACAAGGAAGCAAUGAGGAGCGGGGUGGGGUUUCCUACUCUGGGGCUGCUGGUGUGGCUGCUCUGCCUCAGUCUGGGGCACGUUCAGGGGGGGAAAGUGCUUGUUUUGCCUGUUGAUGGAAGCCACUGGCUUAGCAUGAAGAUUCUGGUGAAAGAGCUCACUCAGAGGGGGCAUGAAGUCUUGGUUCUGGUGCCUGACAGCAGCCUGCUGAUCCACAGCUCAGAGAGCUUCAAGACUGAGGUUUACCCAGUGUCCUACACCCAAGCUGACCUGGACGGACGAUUCAAUGAGCUGAGAGAUGGACUUUUUCUCAAGCCUCCACAAAUCUCGGACAUGUUUGUCAAUGUGCAGCGCUUGGUAAACUUUACUACAUUACAGGUGGAGGGAUGUGAGAGUUUGCUUAACAACCAACCUUUGAUGAGUCGGCUGAAGGUAGGGGGUUUUGAUGCUGUGCUAACUGACCCUUUCCUGCCCUGCGGCUCCAUCCUGUCUCAUCUCCUGUCCAUCCCAGCUGUUUAUUUUCUCCGUGGUCUUCCAUGCCAGCUGGAUACAAAGGCUAACCAGUGCCCCUCUCCUCCCUCCUACGUUCCUGCGGCUUUCUCUGGCAAUUCAGACAUCAUGACAUUCCCACAAAGGGUCAAAAACAUGGUGAUGUUCUUUGUGGAGUCUUACAUGUGCAAAGUUAUUUAUGGCCACUUUGAUGACCUUGUCAGUACGCAUUUAAAAGAGGGGAUGACCUACAAGGAGCUCCUCAGUCAUGGUGCUAUCUGGCUUCUCAGAUAUGACUUUACAUUUGAAUGGCCCAAACCCAUCAUGCCAAACAUGGCUUUCAUUGGAGGAAUUAACUGUGCAAAGAAGGCUCCUCUUCCAGCGGAAUUAAAGGAAUUUGUUGAAGGCUCCGGAGAUGAUGGCUUCAUCGUCUUCACCUUAGGCUCCAUGGUGUCCAACAUGCCUGAGGAGAAAGCUAAGCAGUUCUUCGAGGCCUUUCGACAGCUGCCUCAGAGGGUUUUGUGGAGAUACACUGGAAACCUACCAAAGGACGUACCCAAGAAUGUCAAACUAAUGAAAUGGCUGCCCCAGAACGACCUCCUCGCACAUCCCAAAGCCAAAGUCUUCAUCACACACGGAGGAACCCAUGGGAUCUACGAGAGCAUCUGUAACGCCGUACCCAUGUUGAUGUUUCCACUGUUCGGUGACCAGAGUGACAAUGUCCAAAACAUGGUGGCACACGGGGUUGCAGAGAAACUUGGCAUUUAUGAUGUGACUACUGAGAAACUAUUGGCUGCACUGAAUAAGAUUAUCCAUGACAAAAGUUACAAAGAGAACAUGGUGAAGAUGUCUGGGAUCCACCUGGACCGUCCUGUCCAGCCACUGGAGCUGGCUGUUUACUGGACUGAAUUUGUCAUGAGACAUAAGGGAGCCUCACACCUCAGGGUUGCUGCUCAUGAUUUAAACUGGAUCCAGUACCACUGCUUGGAUGUUAUUGGGUUUUUAGUUUUGAUUGUUUUGACUGUGCUCUGGCUGACUCUAAAGGCCUUCUUGUUCUGCUCUCGUAAGUGUUGCAGAAAAGAAAGUGCAAAGAGGAAGAAAGAGUAAUGUUUGACACUCCUCAGAUCUUUAAACUCUGUUUUUGAAAUGAAUGAAGUUUGAGAAACAGUGACUUUUAGAAAAAAAACUAUUUUUUUACAGAGUGGUUUGAAUGUUCCUGUGCACUGUGCUUGUGUAUUUGAAACCACAGCUGGUGCCUUAACCCCUUUGUCUUAAACACACAUGCCUCAGAAUAACAAAAGCCAUCCUCUGCAAACUUCGACCAAAUAAAAGAAGUUUUGGCUUGG
Messenger RNA from Cheilinus undulatus (humphead wrasse), 1873 nucleotides. Its product is annotated as UDP-glucuronosyltransferase-like. The record is from RefSeq and is a predicted model, not a curated record. Gene Ontology annotation, molecular function: UDP-glycosyltransferase activity. The coding region runs from base 51 to 1634 and encodes 527 amino acids. The transcript is spliced from 5 exons. NCBI's taxonomy places the organism in Eukaryota, Metazoa, Chordata, Actinopteri, Labriformes, Labridae.